AUGUCGCAGGCAAUUUCCUUCGUCCUCCUCGCUGGGAUAGUAGCAGGCAUCGGAAUUGUAAUUGCUUCAUUAGUCCUUAACAUCAUCAUUCUCGGAAAUGUUAACGAUCUCACCACAACAGUCAACAACAAUCCAGUAUGGCACUAUUCUCCAGCUCCACAACAGAACUCUUCCACUGGUACAGUAAGCAACAGUGCUGCUUACCAACAAGCAGCUAAUUAUUUGUUGAAUGGUCUGGAUGAUACUAUCGAUCCAUGUCAAGAUUUUUACGCUUUCACGUGUAACAAGGCUAGUCCUGUUUGUCUAUUGAACUUCGAACAUAGAAAAUUUCAGUUCCUGCAAAACACCGAUCUCGGAAAACUUGGCCGAUCUCGUCUCGGAACUUAUGACCAGGCUCAAAUCGACGUGUACACUGAAAUCGCUGCUGCUCUUGAUAAAAUUGACGUCGCUAGCACCACAACCUCCAAGACCGAGCGGAUUACCAAAGCGGUGAGUAUAUUACGAUUUCAUCACCUCCAAGCAUUUGACACGUGCAGAAAGAAUUUGUUCAACCCACCAGACAAGUCUCAGGUUGUGUAUGAUGAGAUAACCGCUUUGUUCGGAGGAGUUCCAUUUCUCGGAGAGAAGCUCAACCCGAAGAUUGAUUACUGGAUGGUAGCUGGCCAAAUAGAGCAAAAGCACGCUGUUGGAACCCUGACAUAUACCAUUGCUUCUUCGGAUUAUAAGGAUCACACCAAGAAUGCUUUGUACACCGGACCAGUGAGUUUGAAACAGAAAAAUGGGAAAAUUGUUCGAGUUUUUUUUCAGCCGGGACUUUCUCUAGCCAGAGACUUCUACGUUAAGCCACAAUACAUCGCCGAAGUGAACGCUCGUGUUACUAAGGUUAACAGCCUCCUGUCUGCCUUUGCCAAGAAUCUCAAAAAGACCCCUGGAGCUGAUGUUCUACUCAAUGCUGCUCAAGAAGUUGUUGCAUUCGAAGUUCUUAUCGCAAUGGCUUCCUGGCCUGAUGACUUGUUGAGAAACUACCAACAACAAUACAAUGCUUACAACAUUGCUAGUGCUACAGCCGCAUACAGCUCUAUCAACUGGGCUUCGUACCUUGGACAACUUUUCGAUGGAGUCGCAACCGUCAAGGAUCAAGCUAACUACAACAUUGUUGUCACCGAGCCAUCUUACUUUGCCUGGCUAAACAGUGUCUUCGCUGGUCAAACUUCCAAUCAAACUGUUGUUGCCAACUACAUGAUUGCUCAACUUUUGGCUGAUGAGUCUGAUUUCAUCAGUCAAGACACUGCCAGAGUUGCUUCUGAGAACAAUUACAUUCAUUACGCACUUAGAAGCGGACGUGGUAUUGGAAAGCACGGAAAGAGAGACUACAGAAAGAUGGACCUUGAUGGAGCUUCUCAAGGAUGCCUGGAUCUUCUCACUGCCUACAUGCCAUACGGAACUGGAUACGUUUAUGUGAAAUCAAAGGAUCAGAAGUACCAAGUUCAAAGCGACGUCACAAACCAAACUGGUCUAAUCAUUAGCAACUUCCAGAACAUGAUCAAUUCCCUCCAAUGGAUGGAUGACUUCAGUAAAAACCGCGCUCACAACAAAUCUGACUCUCUUAUCAAGAACUUCGGAUGGCCAACUGCCAUGUUCGGUGAUUUCAAGGAUUUCACUGCUGUCGACCAAUACAACCAAGAUUACGCUUCCAUCAUUGAUAUCUAUACCAAGGACAAAUCUGAUAUCUACGGAAUCUUUGCUGUCUUGAAAAAAGGAAUGGAAAGCCAGCAGAUAGGUAUUUUUUUUAACGUAUGCAAAAAAUCAAACUCAAUUUUUAGGACUAACUUCCUCCAAUCCCCAGCAAUGGUCAACGCUUGGUACCAACCAGAGCGUAACUCGAUCACCUUCCCAUAUGCAGCCUGGAACCCACCUUACUACAAUUUCGCCUACCCACAAGCCUACAACUUCGCCGGACAAGGAGGUACCGGAGGUCACGAAUUGACUCACGGAUAUGAUGAUGAAGGAGUACAAUUCGGCUUUAAUGGAGAGCUCACUGAUUGUGCAUGGAACAAAUGCGGAUGGAUGGACACUAACUCAUCUUCAGGAUUCAUUGAUAUGGCUCAAUGUGUUGUUACCCAAUUCAGCACUCAAUGUUGCCCAGAGAAAACUGGAAAUGUCCACUGUGCUAAUGGAGCUACUACCCAAGGAGAAAAUAUUGCUGACUUGGGAGGACAACAAGCCGCCUAUAGAGCGUACCGACAAUAUAUUGCCGAAACAAGAGGAGGAGUCGAGGAGGACAGACUUCCAGGAUUGGAGGCUUACACUCCAAACCAAAUCUUCUGGAUCACUUACGGAUAUUCAUGGUGCAUGAAACAAUCUGAUGCCAACCUGGUUCAUCAGGUAUGCUCCUUUUUCAUUUGUAUUAAUUUAACCAUAAUUUUUCAGCUCCUCACCAACCCCCACUCUCCAGCCAAAUGCAGAACGAACCAAGUCAUGCAAGACAUUCCAGAAUUCGGAAAAGACUUUGGUUGCGCACGUGGAACUCCAAUGUAUCCAGAGCCAGCCAACAGAUGCAAGGUCUGGGUUGGACAAUAA
This is a messenger RNA of Caenorhabditis briggsae, 2580 nucleotides long. Bases 1 to 2580 code for a protein of 859 amino acids. Gene Ontology annotation, biological process: protein processing. Gene Ontology annotation, cellular component: plasma membrane. NCBI's taxonomy places the organism in Eukaryota, Metazoa, Nematoda, Chromadorea, Rhabditida, Rhabditidae. Gene Ontology annotation, molecular function: metalloendopeptidase activity. The transcript has 10 exons. The record is from RefSeq and is a predicted model, not a curated record.